UUGAAAUUCCUCCAAAUUUAGAUUGGGAGACGUUAAGAUUGGUUCUAUGUGUUGUUAAUAAAGGACACUCAUUUGUUCUUAUCAAUGGAAAAGGGGUCCAAUCGACAUUGAUGAAGGCAGAGGAAACUCAUGUGGCUCUUAAAUGUAUUCCAUUAUUGAAACUGAGCAAGUUACUUGUGGGGGAAGAACUGACGUGGUUGCAGCAGGGUACUAAGUGUGAAAUUAUAUUUGAGUUCUAUGACGUGACCACACCUGUUAAAAUCUUCGGCGGGGUCCACCUAUUUGGCCACCAAGUUGCUGAUGUCACAGUUGAUCGUAGGAAAAGGCAGUGGUUAUUGCCUGUUGCGAUGGCAGGCGACGACGACGAUGAUGAUGAUGAUGACAACGAUGUUGACGAUGAUGAUGAUGAUCAACACCAAGACAACGAAUUGCCUUCCUUGCCUUCAGCGUCAGAGACUAGUCUUGGCAAGAGGCCUCGCAGAUCAGACUUCAAGGUACUUGAUGAUGAUCAUCGUGCUAACGUCCUCGAUGUUUGUGAUCAUGAAGCUCAAAUAGGAGAGGCGGAUCACCCAAAGAGGAGGCACACUGAUCUUAAUGAGGAGCCAAAGCAAUGAGGUUCCAAAGUGGUUUAUGUGAGCCCCAGGUUCAGCUGUCGAAACGAACCAAAUUUCCGGGCAAUGGUAUGGUAAUCAAGAGGUGUGUGGAGGCGCAGUUUCUGAGAUACCAUUUUCAGUUACUAGUGAUGUUGCUGGUAUUGGCAAGGUAAAAUGUCCCUACAAAACAAAAUCAAAAAUUCAGUUCAUACAGCAUUAUUACAAGAGAG
Molecule: messenger RNA, 823 nt
Organism: Prunus mume (Japanese apricot)
Lineage: Eukaryota; Viridiplantae; Streptophyta; Magnoliopsida; Rosales; Rosaceae
Source: RefSeq, a predicted model, not a curated record